This is a messenger RNA of Macadamia integrifolia, 1137 nucleotides long. Its product is annotated as caffeic acid 3-O-methyltransferase-like. NCBI's taxonomy places the organism in Eukaryota, Viridiplantae, Streptophyta, Magnoliopsida, Proteales, Proteaceae. The record is from RefSeq and is a predicted model, not a curated record. The transcript has 4 exons. Bases 8 to 1072 code for a protein of 354 amino acids. Gene Ontology annotation, molecular function: S-adenosylmethionine-dependent methyltransferase activity; protein dimerization activity; O-methyltransferase activity. Gene Ontology annotation, biological process: methylation.
AGGUGAUAUGGCUUUGACAAUGGAAGAAGAACAGAGUGAAUUGUUGGCCAUGGAAAUGGUGAGUGCUUCUGUUCUGCCCAUGGUAUUGAAAGCAGCUUUGGAGCUCCAUGUGUUCGACAUAAUAGCCGAAGCUGGUCCUAGCGCACGGCUCUCCCCUCUAGACAUUGCAUCUCGGCUACCCACUCAGAACCCAGAUGCACCACGUCUUCUCGAUCGUAUGCUACGUCUUCUGGCUUCCCACUCUGCUCUCACUUGCUCUGUUCUCAACCAUGACAACAGGGUCUAUGGUUUGGCACCUGCCUCGAAGCUAUUUCUUAAGGACAAGGAUGGAGGGUCCUUGGCUUCCUUCUUCACUCAUCGUAUCCAGGAUUAUGAUAUUAUCAAGAGCUGGUACCACUUGAAGGAUUCAAUUCUAGAAGGAGGUGGGACUCCAUUCUAUAAAGCACAUGGAAUGAACAUUGUGGAAUAUGUUGUGAGCGACCCUAAACGGAUUGAGGUUUUUGGAAGCUCAUUGUCUGAAUUUAAUGUACUCUUGAUGAAGAAGGUUCUUGACACAUACGAAGGGUUCGAAGGCCUGCAAGUUCUGGUUGAUGUAGGUGGAGGGAAUGGACAAAUCCUUAGUAUGAUCAUCUCCAAAUAUCCAUCCAUCAAGGGUAUCAAUUUUGAUCAGUCUCAUGUUAUAGAAAGAGCGCCCCCUCGUUCAGGUGUGGAACAUGUCGCAGGAGAUAUGUUUAUAAGUAUCCCUAAAGGGGAAGCAAUUUUCAUGAAGUCUGUACUUCAUGCUUGGAGUGAUGAACAGUGCGUGAAGGUACUGAAAAAGUGCUACGAAGCAUUACCAGAUUAUGGAAAGGUUAUUCUUGCAGAGUUGGUUGCUCCAGCCUCCCCAGAGACAAAUGCUGCUACUAAGGGCAUCUUACAAAUGGAAAUGUACAUGACAAUUCUAAACGGUUAUGCAAGAGAGAGGACAAAAGAAGAAUUUGCUACUUUGGCAAGGGAAGCUGGAUUUGCUGGUGUUCGUGUGGCUUGUUGUGCUUACACCUUCUCAAUCAUAGAAAUCUGUAAACAGAUGUAAUUGUUACCCUUCUUUUAUUCUUGCUGGAAUAAAAUGCACUACGUCGCAGGAUUUAGAGAUCCAAA